Molecule: messenger RNA, 999 nt
Organism: Somion occarium
Lineage: Eukaryota; Fungi; Basidiomycota; Agaricomycetes; Polyporales; Cerrenaceae
Source: the annotation of a GenBank genome assembly
GAUUAGAACGCAGGGUCAAACAUAUAAAGGAGAGCUAUGACAGAAUUCUACAACUCUAAAUGCCACCCAGAAUGCACGACCUUUCGACAGCCUCCAACGACGUAUCACCGCUAAGUUUGAGGAAACUUAUCGACCUAACUCAUCCGCUCAUCUCGUCCAACGUUUUCUCCUGUCCCGGUCACCCAAUGUAUGCUGCACAACGCACGCUGAGCCUCGCGAAAGGCGACAUAGCCAAUGUUCAUACCCUUCAAAUCGGCACACAUUCUGGAACGCACAUCGACGCGCCAUAUCAUUUCUUUGAUGACGGCAUACCAGUUGACGAACUCGACCUAUCGCUCCUGACUGCCGCUCCCGCAAUACUGGUGGACAUGCGGAAGAAGAAUGCGCACGAGGCAAUUACAUGGGAGGACUUGGGACCAUAUACGGCAAGGAUGAGGGCGGGUGUAGCAGUGCUGAUAUGCACCGGAUGGUCGAAGAACUGGGGUCAGCCUACGUACACUGACCAUCCAUAUCUUGAUGGCGAGGCAUCUCGUCGGAUACUUGAAACUGGGGUGAGGGUGAUAGGGAUUGAUGCAAUGAGUCCUGACGAGGUGAAUCCAGAGAAGGGUGAUUGCAUUGACGUUCAUCGACUGGUAUUGGGUAAUGGAGGUGUGAUAGUAGAGAAUUUGAACGGGUUGGAGAAGGUUGUAGAGAGCGGAAUUCGGUUGGAUGAUUUGGUAGUCAGUCUCCUCCCUUUGAGGUUAACAAGCUUGGAUGGGAGUCCCGUGAGAGCAGUGGCUUGGGAGUCGGGUAGGCAGCAUACCUCAAUCAAUUAGACCUACGUAACAUUUCUCGAGGCGAAUGCACGUAUCGGCGAACCAUCGCAAUGGUGCAGUUUCAGCGGGACAAGGUUAAUGGUCCAACUACCUUCCUGGAUGAUGUCCAGGUUGGUGAGGUUUUCUGCAAUCAGACCGCCGGCACCUAAAACGGUUUGAUGAACGCCCACAUCGAUAUUACAAU